UGCGAUGGAAGUAUGCGCUGGAUGGUACUUGGCACCCGUGAGAAGAUGUAAGAUGGUACGCAACUCUCUCUGCAGACCACAGCCUGCUUCUAAGUUCUUGGAUAAGAACAACACGUCUUGCACUUUCUUUCUUUUUUCUUUCAUACUGUGACUUCUUCGGUUUCCUCACAUUCAUCCCUGUCGUUUAUUGUUCACCACUCCAUCUUUCUUCACUUCUUGAUACUAUCCUACCCAAUCCCGUCAGCAAUGCAUACCUAUCCCACUCCGAUCUCGCUGCAACCCCGCGAAACCCCUCUUCCCGUUGCUGCCCGACAGGAAGAGACAGGCUUCCAUGUCAUAACUCAGACGAUCUAUCGACCGAGCUCAACUUUCGUCACAUACGUUACACUAGGGAGCGGGCCACCAACAUCAUACUCCGAUGGCAACCCGGCCGAUUCGCCUCCGGCCGCUGCUCCGACCGCGGACUCACCACCUCCGGACCGGUCAAGCGGAUCACUAUCAAGCGCACAGAUAGGUGGAAUUCUGGGUGGUAUCGUGGCCUUCGUCGCCAUUUUACUCAUCGCUUGGUUCUGUAUUUCUCAGAAUAAGAGAAGGCCAGGACCACCACCGGACUGGAACUCCUUGUACGGCGACUAUGACUCUUCCUCUGAAAGUGGAGUUACCGGGUCCCGUGGGCCUGGGACACUGAGGACACCUCCGCGGGCCCAAGCCGGGGGCCCACGAAUUCCUCACAUUCCGGGGCCACAAGGACCACCGCCCCCACCUAUUCAUAUCAAUCGUUACGACGCAUGGAAACCCAAGUUCAAUGGACCAGCUCGCCGUCAGCAACCCCCGCCGCCUCAGCGCUAUCGGACAUGGUUUGCUUAAACAGUUAACUGUGAUCAAAAUGUGGUCUUGGAUGCGGCUAAUUAUCAAGUCCGCCAUAAUGCGGAUUAUGGAACUUUUCCAUUAUUGUUUCGACAUACACACCCAAGGAGGAGGCUAUUGGAUGUCCAAGGCACGAGCGGAAGUGAUUUGCGAGGAUAACACACUGCGUUCAGAUCUCGGGGGUAGAGGCAAGACAUCAGAGAUAUGAUCGACGACGACCGGUUGGCCUUUACACAUGCAGCAUUUGAUACCCCUCCGCCAGCAGCGGAUUUCAUUUGUAUGAUGCUUAUUUAGUCUGUUUAAUUUGGGAGUCCCCUAAUGACUGAAGCUUGUCUACCUUUCUAUAAUUGACUUCAAGUUAAAG
Colletotrichum acutatum is the source of this 1231-nucleotide messenger RNA. RefSeq lists its product as uncharacterized. The record is from RefSeq and is a predicted model, not a curated record. The coding region runs from base 247 to 867 and encodes 206 amino acids. Lineage: Eukaryota; Fungi; Ascomycota; Sordariomycetes; Glomerellales; Glomerellaceae. The transcript has 2 exons.